AUGCCAACUACCAUGGUGGCGAAACGAGCUCGUGUCAUGUGGUGGAUGAGGCUACACUCAGCUAUUCGAACCGCCUUAGCAUGCAUUAUAGUGGGGUGCGUCACCCUCUAUAGUCCACCUUCUCUUGCAAAGCAACUAGCAUUUCCUUCUUUUUCCUACGUGACGUCGAUAUUCAUAGUAUCCGACGCCACGUUAGGCCAUGCCCUAAGGGGAUGUUGGCAUGCAUGUCUUGCCACACUUCAAACCAUGCCACUUUCCAUGCUAGGCCUAUGGCUUCAUAAUUAUGUCGCCACCGACCACUACUCACCCGAGGUAGCCGCCCUCAUGGUGGCGGUGAGCGCGUUUUUGGUGGCAUUACCGGAGAGUACCGACUUAAUGUGCAAGAGAAUUGCCUUUGGACAACUUGUUAUAGUGUAUGUUGAUGCUGUUAUUCAUGGGCUUUAUGUCAAUUCUCCUGUGAUGCACCCUCUUAGAAUUGCUUUUAGCACUUUACUUGGAGCUUUGGCUUCUAUCUUAGCUUUGUUGCUACCCUAUCCUUGGCUAGCUUAUCAUGAGGUGAAAAAAUUAUACCAAAUUUAUGCAGAAAGUGCAACAGGAAGAAUAAAUUUAUAUUUGAAAGCCAUUCAUACACAAGAUGGUCAAAUAACCAUGGAGCUAAUUUCUCAAACAAAGCCCUUUACUGAUACAGGAACUAAGCUUCUUGAAACUAUCAAAUUCUUGGAGGAAGGUUUGCAAUGGGAGAAACCUUGGUUGAGAUACUUGAAUCACAAUUUCACAGAUCCAGGACUUGGUUUACAAAACAUGGAUGUAUCAAUGAAAGGAAUGGAAUUGGCUAUAACUUCUUGUCCAAUUUUUCCCACAAGAAUGAUAGAUAAAGAGCUUUUUAAAGUCACACAUCAUGUUAUGAUGUUUCUUGGUCAAAUAAUGGGGCAAGAUAGAUCAUUUUUACCACAUAAUUCAGUAACAGAAGGGGAGUUUGAGAAGGAGUACUCUUCUAGGCAUUCUAAUGAACCAAUCUUACCAACAAAACAAGAUCAAGCAGCACUCUUCUUCUUAUCUUGUUUCAGAAUGUGCAUGAGUGACUCUGAAACGAUCACACCUAUAAACGAAGGACUUAGAGCCACAACAGAAAGAAGUAGUAGUAGUAGUAGCACAUCGUGUUGCAGACGAGUCUGCAUUGAUAGGACUAUGCUAAUAAUCAAUGAGAGAAUGGUGGUAUUCGCGUUCAAGUGUUCAUUUUCAUUAGGACUGGCUGUGUUGCUUGGUCUGCUAUUUAAUAUUGAAAAUGGUUACUGGUCAGGCCUCACAAUAGCCCUCAGCUUUGUUACAAGGAAACAAGCAAUUUUCACAGAAGCAAAUGCAAGAGCACAAGGAACAGCUAUAGGAUCAGUGUAUGGUGUACUUGCCUGCACUAUUUUUCAAAAAGUCGCGCAAAUAAGGUUCUUAUCUCUUCUCCCAUGGAUAAUUUUCACCACAUUUUUAAGGCAUAGUAGGAUGUUCACUCAAGCAGGGGGAACAGCAGCAGUAAUAGGUUCACUACUGAUUUUAGGCAGAAAAAGUUAUGGUCCACCUAGUGUAUUCGCAAUUUACAGACUCACCGAGGCCUUCAUUGGACUAGCUUGUUUCAUCGUUGUUGAACUUAUCCUGCAACCUACAACUUCAGCAACUUUAGUAAAAAAAUAUCUCUAUCUAAUCCAAGGAACAAUCAAUGAAUGCACUAAACACAUGGUAGUUGAUUCAAGACAAAAGGGGUUAAUGGAGAAGCAAAGGAAUCUGAAAUCUCAAGUCCAAGACUUGGAAAAGUUCAUUAAAGAUGCAGUCUUGGAACCAAAAUUCUGGUUUAUUCCUUUUCCAAUUUCUUGCUACCAAAAGCUCCAAAUGUCUUUGUCAAAGAUGGCAGAUGUUCUGUUCUUCAUGUCCUGUGAUAUCGAAUUCCUCUCUCAAGCGUUCGAUAGGUAUUAUCCUGAUAAAAGGGAGCUUCAACAAUACAUAAACAACAACUUACAGCAUUUUAAUGAUGCUCUAAGCUCUUCAGUGAGCUCCUUUGAGAAAAUUAUUUCUAUCAGACUGUUAAAAACUUCUCAAAUCCAGCCAGAGCAGAAUAUAUUGAAUGAUCUUGAAGAAGGGAAUUCGUCAUGUCCAAGGGGGGAUGUAAUGUAUUCAAGAAACGACGAGGAGAUGGAGAUGAUUCUGAGUUCUUUUCUUCAGAACUCAAACGAGGUCCGUGGUAAAGUGAGGGACAUUGCAGGUAUAGAGCUUAGAGGAACGAUUGUCGGUUGUUUGUGUUCUUUAGAAUUUUGCAUGAGCUUUUUGGAGAGGGAAGUAAGAGACAUCGACAACGCGAUAAAAGAAUUGGUGAAGUGGGAAGAUCCUUUGGGUGAACCAAUUUGUUCAUAAGAAUCUGCUACAUGAUUCUUAAGUUACUAUAU
This is a messenger RNA of Solanum verrucosum, 2429 nucleotides long. RefSeq lists its product as uncharacterized. The record is from RefSeq and is a predicted model, not a curated record. Gene Ontology annotation, biological process: transmembrane transport. Gene Ontology annotation, cellular component: plasma membrane. Bases 1 to 2397 code for a protein of 798 amino acids. Gene Ontology annotation, molecular function: transmembrane transporter activity. NCBI's taxonomy places the organism in Eukaryota, Viridiplantae, Streptophyta, Magnoliopsida, Solanales, Solanaceae. The transcript has 3 exons.